CGUUCGUGUUGACUUUUCAACCCGGAAGUGUAAGCGUCCUUGUACACAGUUUGGUUUGACAAAGGGUUGAGAUUAGAAACAAAUUUAACCGGACAUAUGGCUGAGAUGAUGGAGUCCCCCUGUGAACCUAGUGAAGCUGCAGAGAAAAAGCAAGGACAGAACCGGAGCAGAACUUCUAAAGCUGCUAGAACUCGGAGAACUCCUCAUCAGAACGGGCCGUCCGGGUCAGAUACGGGGCACGAGGACCAGACUGACCCUGCCGUGAAGUCCAGGAGACAAGACCAGAACACUACGGAGUCGGAAAAUCACCUCACCGACACGACUAAACGCCGACGCCAAAGACACCGCAGGACCAAGCAUGCUCCUGGAGGAGCGCUGACAGGAACUGCUGAUCAUCUAACACACAUGGAUCUAAACAAGCGUGAGAAAAAACACAACCCCAAGCACCUGAGCACAACCACAGACACGGCCACGCCGCCGCUCAUUGACGACUCCACGGCCCCUGAUGAUGGAGGAGGAGGAGGAGAGAAGCAGAAGAGGAAGAAGAAGAAGCAGAAGAAGUCCAGAGGGAACACAGAAGAGCAACCGUGCGAAUCUGGAGCUGUGGAGAAACCCAACACUCCACUGAAAAACAAGAAAACUCAAGCUGUAAGCAUGAGCCCAAGCCCAGCAGGACAGACAGACAGGACGGACAGAGAGAGCAGUCGGAGGAACAGAGGGAGGAAGAGACAACUGUACGAGGACUACAUGUCCAUUAAAGACGUGUCUGAUGGUCUGAAGAGAGGACAGCUCAUACAGGGUGCAUUGAGGAUAAACCCAAAGAAAUACCAUGAAGCGUUCGUUCCGUCUCCUGACGGGUUGGCGGACAUUUUCCUGGACGGGAUGGUGGCGAGGAACCGAGCUCUGAGCGGAGACGUGGUGGUGGUGAAGCUCCUCCCCGCAGAUCAGUGGAAGGUGAUGAACGGGGAUGAGAGAGAACAGACGAGUGUGGAGAAGGAGCGACAGAGCGAGCCUGUCCCUGAUAUUAUAGUGGAGGCUCAGUAUGGUGAGGAGGAGGAGGAGGAGGGAGAAGAGCUCUGUAAGAAAAUGGAGGCGGCCACUCUGCAGGAUAAAGUUCCACCUACAGCAGAUAUACACAGCGCCUCAGACAGAAACGUUCAGCGUACCGCCAAGGUGGUGUAUAUCAUGGAGCAGAAACACUCGAGGGCGGUGUCAGGGUUUAUUAAGCACAUCCCUGACAAGCCCUUCGCUCUGUUCUCCCCCUCGGACCACCGAGUCCCCAGAGUGAACGUCCCACUCUCGGGCUGUCCCGCAGACUUCCCCUCUCGCCCUACUGACUAUUUCAACACGGUCUUCAUCUGCAGGAUCACACACUGGUCCCCAGACAGCCCCUUUGCCCAAGGGCAGCUGAUGAAGUCGUUAGGUCAGGCCGGAGUCAUCGAGCCAGAGACAGAGGCCAUGUUGAUUGAGUACGAUGUGGAUUAUUCAGAGUUUACAGAUGAAGUGUUAGCGUGUCUGCCACAGGGUCGACCCUGGACCAUCCCACCUGAAGAGCUGAGAAGGAGGCGGGAUCUCAGGAAGGACUGCAUAUUUACGAUUGAUCCAGCCACAGCCCGAGACCUGGAUGACGCUCUGUCCUGUAAACAACUUCCUGAUGGUAACUUUGAGGUGGGCGUGCACAUCGCAGACGUGAGUUAUUUCAUAGAGGAGGGAUGUGCUCUGGAUUACACAGCGAGCAGGAGAGCCACCAGUGUGUACCUCAUCCAGAAGGUAAUUCCAAUGUUGCCGCGUCUCCUGUGUGAAGAGUUGUGCAGCUUAAAUCCUCAAACUGAUCGUUUAACGUUCUCCGUCAUCUGGACCUUAUCGCCGGAGGGAAAGAUCCUGAGUGAGUGGAUGGGCCGCUCAGUGAUCCGCUCGUGUGUGAAGCUGAGUUACGAUCACGCUCAGAGCAUGAUUGACUCACCCCAUAAAGAGUUUGGUGCUGAUGAACUGCCCCCAGUUGCCCCUGAACACUCAGUGCAGAGCAUCCUCCAGGCCGUGCUGCACCUGCACACCAUCGCCACUCACCUGCGCGCCCAACGCUUCAGGGGCGGAGCCUUACGUCUCGACCAGAUGAAGUUGGCAUUUACUCUGGACUCGGGGUCGGGAAUGCCUCAGGGCUGCUACGUCUACCAGUACAGAGACAGCAACAAGUUGGUGGAGGAGUUCAUGUUGUUGGCUAACAUGGCUGUAGCUCAUCAGAUUUACCGCUCGAACCCUGAGCUUGCGCUACUGCGGCGUCACGCGGCCCCUCAGAGCCGUCUGAUGGAUGCGCUACAGGAGCUGUGUGAUCACAUCGGCCUCUACAUCGACAUGAGCUCGGCUGGAGCGCUGCAUAGGAGUCUGGAGGAGGCGGUCGGAGAUGAUGAGUACAGUGCGGCCAGGAAGGCCGUACUCACACACCUGUGUGCCAGACCCAUGCAGAUGGCAGUGUAUUUCUGUACAGGAGUUCUACAGGAAGAGAAGUUGUUCCAUCACUAUGCUCUGAACGUGCCACUCUACACACACUUCACCUCUCCAAUCCGCCGCUACGCUGAUGUCAUCGUCCACCGCCUGCUGGCCGCCUCACUUAAGUGUGGACCUCGUGUGCAUCUCACCCAAGAUGAAGUGCAGAAGCAGGCCACUCACUGUAACGAUAAGAAGACUGCAUCCAAGAGGGUUCAGGAGAUGAGCACCGAGCUGUUCUUCAGUAUCUUCGUCAGGGAGUGUGGGCCUCUGGAAUCGAAGGCGAUGGUGAUGGGGAUGCUGGAUAAAUCCUUUGAUGUGUUGGUGCUGGACUAUGGGGUUCAGAAGAGGAUCUACUGUAAUGCCAUUGAGGGUCUGCAGUCGUUUAAUUUCCGUAAAGUCGGUAAGCGGCCUGAGAUGACCCUGGUUUGGACGCCUAACGAGCUGGAAGAUGAAAGCGUUACACAGGAGAUCUCCUUGUUUUCCGUGGUGGAUGUGCUGCUGUCUGCUGGUGAAGGUCCUCUCAAGUACACUGCAGUAUUGAGGAGACACACACACACCCAGUUCUGAACACACACACAUUUAAUAUUCUCAUGGUUCUGAGGUCAGCAUAAUGAAGCGGUGUCGUAUUUUACCUGGAAGUAUUUCACAUGGCGUGUCAUGUGUGUUUAACACGUGGUUAAUAAUAUCUCUGAUUAGCAGUGUGAUUAACAUCAUUAACCAUUGCACUUUUACUUCAACUCAUUUUUAAAAAAGUUAUAGUUUAUAAACUGAAGAUAGGAAACUCUUAAGUGUGACGUGCUCUUGUGUGACUCGAUGGCACGAAUAAUUAUUUUGCUGUUGUGUCUGAGCUUAAGCCAGUGCUAACCAGGUGUCAUAUUUUUAUUUAAACGUGUGUGGUCAUUUUUACACAGGUGAUUACCCACAAUCCCACAGUGCGGUUUGUUUACUGUAAUCACCUGUUAUUUUAUUUAUCUCCAUUUCAAAUCCCACUGCAGGAUUUGUUUCCAUUAUAAACCUCAGCUACAGUUUCCAGUUUUUAAUAUGAAUUCUAAAGCUGCACAUAAAACUGUGUCCGAGGUUUAUAACGGAAAUGAAACCUGCAGUGGUACGACGAUUCGGUUCUCCCAGUGGGAGGAGUUUAAUUUUUAUUUGUCUAACACAGGUUUGUGUCUAUUUUUUUCCACUGCGCGUGUGACGUCUCUGCUGUUUUCAUUACUGCCUAACGGUCACUGUGCAUUUUUAUUUUAAUUUUAAAGAGUUUUAAUUUUUGUUGUUUAAUGUACUGUCACUGAGGAGAAUUAAAUUAUUUCCAUUCAGGAAAACA
This is a messenger RNA of Ictalurus punctatus (channel catfish), 3811 nucleotides long. Its product is annotated as DIS3-like exonuclease 2. The coding region runs from base 97 to 3054 and encodes 985 amino acids. Gene Ontology annotation, molecular function: RNA binding; 3'-5'-RNA exonuclease activity. The transcript has 21 exons. Gene Ontology annotation, cellular component: P-body; exosome (RNase complex). Lineage: Eukaryota; Metazoa; Chordata; Actinopteri; Siluriformes; Ictaluridae. The record is from RefSeq and is a predicted model, not a curated record. Gene Ontology annotation, biological process: miRNA catabolic process.